Molecule: messenger RNA, 3920 nt
Organism: Tachysurus fulvidraco (yellow catfish)
Lineage: Eukaryota; Metazoa; Chordata; Actinopteri; Siluriformes; Bagridae
Gene: sema3ga
Product: sema domain, immunoglobulin domain (Ig), short basic domain, secreted, (semaphorin) 3Ga
Exons: 19
Coding region: 666-2909 (747 amino acids)
Biological process (GO): negative chemotaxis; neural crest cell migration; axon guidance
Molecular function (GO): semaphorin receptor binding; chemorepellent activity
Source: RefSeq, a predicted model, not a curated record
GAGACGUUCCAGGGAUCCAGCAGUCAACACCUGCCAGGCUUAAAGAACCCAGGAGGUUAGAGUACAGCUUACGUGACAACAAGACACCGUUUUCCCUUUUUCGGACCCGGAGCGUUUAUCUUCCGUCAGGCUGUCACGAAAACAUUUUUUUUUGCUUGUUUUUUUUUUUUAGUAUUCUCGUGUUCACGGUUUGGGAGAUAAGAGAAUGAAGCAGUAACUUCGCGUUAUCUCCUCUUACAGGAGACGCAACGCAUCGAUCUCCAAGAGCAAAGGAUUCACAUGAAAAGAAGUCAAAAACCCUGAAGGUGUUUAUAGGUGAACUACUGUUGGGCGGAUUAAAGUGUUUUUUCUUUCUUUCUUUUUUUCUUUUUCGUUCUGUCUCUCUCUGUCCAAGACUGAGGAAUAUCACAUCAAGACUAAGAGGAAUGUGGUGAUAAAAUCUCACCUGCGCCUCAGUUUUUACCCCCAGACCUGACAGAAAGCUUGGAGACAAAGCAUACAACAAAAAGCAGUGCCAGAACCAACAUGUGAAAACAUCUGAAUGCUCGACCUGUGCUGACAAACAUCAAGUGAGAAGCCAGAUCUGAUCAAGCAGACUGAGUCUGAUCUUAAGCCAGUGAAGCACUCAAGAAAAGAGAAAAGGUCUCUAUAGGACUUUGAGUCACAUGGGCAUUAUGGGAACCAGAGUCAUCCUGUUGCUGCUGGUUAUGUGUCUUUGCGGUGUAUCCUGCAUCCUGCGUUCAGCUCCCAGAGUGGCUUUAGCUUUUAAAGAACUAAUGGACACUCGGACAGCAAGACCGUUUAGUUUAUCUUUCAACACCAGCGAUUACCGGAUCCUUCACAUGGACCAGGAUCAGGGCCGUCUUUACCUGGGCAGUCGCGAGUACCUCGUUUCACUGGACAUGCAGAAUGUCAACAAGGAGCCUCUAAUUAUCCACUGGCCUGCUCCGACACAGAGAAAGGGAGAGUGUCAGAUGACAGGGAAAGGAAAGCAUGGAGAGUGUGCCAAUUUUGUGCGUAUGAUCGAACCAUGGAACAGGACUCAUCUGUACACAUGUGGCACUGGAGCUUACAGACCCAUCUGUACCUUCAUCAACAGAGGCUGGAGAGCUGAAGACUAUCUCUUUAGGCUGGUCCCUGGAUAUAUGGAUUCAGGAAAGGGUAAAUGCUCCUACGACCCAAACCAGGAAGAUGUGUCAGCUUUUAUCAAUGGCAGCCUGUAUGCUGGUGUACAUGUGGACUUCAUGGCCACUGACCCAGCUAUCUUUAUGACGAUGGGGAGCAGGCCAGCUAUUAGAACAGAGCAGUAUGACUCCAGGUGGAUUAAUGAACCAGUGUUCAUUAAAAUAAAGCAGAUUCCUGACAGCUCUGAGAAGAAUGAUGACAAGCUCUACUUUUUCUUCCGGGAGAAGAGUCUGGACUCUGGAGGGACAGCGAGCCCCAGCGUGCUGGCCAGAGUGGGACGAGUGUGCCUGAAUGAUGAGGGAGGACAGAAGAUACUAGUUAACAAAUGGACAACAUUUCUGAAAGCCAGGUUGGUGUGUUCUGUGAUGGGUGAUGAUGGUGUGGAGACCUUCUUCGAUGAGCUGAGAGAUAUUUUUAUUCAGCCCACCCAGGAUGAGCGUAACCCUAUGGUGUAUGCCGUUUUCUCCACUGCAGGGUCUGUUUUUAAGGGAUCAGCCGUGUGUGUUUACUCUAUGGCUGAUAUACGUAAUGUAUUCAAUGGGCCUUUUGCCCACAAACAUGGGCACAACUACCAAUGGACGAUGUACACAGGAAAGAUCCCCUACCCUCGACCUGGAACUUGUCCUGGAGGCGCAUUUACUCCGAGUUUGCAGUCUACCAAAGUGUUCUCAGACGAUGCUGUGAACUUCAUUCGCUCGCACCCACUCAUGUAUCACUCUGUGUAUCCAAUACACAAGCGUCCCCUGGUGGUACGCUCAGGCGUAGACUACAGGUUCACCACCAUCGCUGUGGACCAGGUGGAUGCUGUGGAUGGGAGAUAUGAGGUGUUUUUUCUAGGCACAGAUCGUGGAACAGUACAAAAGGUUAUAGUUUUGCCCAAAGAUCCAACCACCAUGGAAGAGCUGACAUUAGAGGAAGUGGAAGUUUUCAGGACACCAGUACCUGUUAAAACAAUGAGGAUAUCUGCUAAAAGGCAACAGCUGUACGUAUCGUCAGAUGCAGGUCUUACCCAGGUAUCAUUGCAUCGAUGUGGCGUCUAUGGUAAGGCUUGCUCAGACUGCUGUCUGGCCCGUGAUCCCUACUGUGCAUGGGAUGGAGAAAGCUGUACACCCUUCACACAGGCUACUAAAAGGAGGAGCAGAAGGCAGGAUGUAAAACAUGGUGACCCUCUACGUCAGUGUCGAGGAUUUAACGCUAAAGUGGAGAAGAGACUUAAGGAGACAAUGCAGUUUGGUGUGGAGGGAAGCAGCACGUUUUUGGAGUGUGUACCAAGAUCACCUCAAGCUACAGUCAAAUGGCUCUAUCAAAAAGACGGAAGAAGGAAAUUGCUAAAUAGAGAGGGUGAAGUACUGAGCACACCUCAAGGUGUCCUGCUGAAAUCCCUCACCCACUCAGACGCUGGUUUAUACCACUGCCUGGCCACUGAGAAUAACUUCAAGCACACUCUAGCACGCGUCUCCUUGCGCAUUCUGGACCGCAACAUCGCAGUGGCCCUCACUGUACCUGACGAUGAAGAUAAAGAGGAGGAGAUGAUGCCGAGGCAUCGCAAGCCUGAAUCACAAGCCCAUCACCCGGCUGGCAACGUGCAGCCAUUAGAGCCUGAGAUGCGUGUGAUCCACCAGUAUUGCCAAUCCUACUGGGAACAGCUCACUGACCGAGGGGAGCAGCCAAGCAGACGUCCAACCCGCAGACACACAGAGGGUCAUGAACCCAGUGGAGGCUGAGACUGACCUGCCUACUUCUUCCAUUCACCUAUUGGUCUAUUCUGUCUUCCUGUUGAUGUACUCUGCUGAGAGUGAGGUGAAGGGACACAUGUGUAAACUUCUUAUUUCAUAAGAGACUCAUCUGCUCAGCUCUCAUGCUCAUUUUUUUGCUGUGUUUGUCUUGAUAUUGUGGUUUGCAUACUUUCUCCUUCAUUUCUUAUAUUCCAUUAUGGGUCAUGUCUCAUUAACUUUGCUCAAGUCUUCUGGUGUUCCAUUGAUUUUGGACCAUAUUUUGACCCUAAAAAAAUGCUCUGACCAUCAUUGUGAUAUUUGCACAUUUUAUGACCCAGCUUGUGUUGCUCUCACUUCCUUGUUUUGCUGGAUAUCUGUCAUUUACUGGAAUAACAUAAGUUUAAGCACCUUAGAGUAUGAUUAAACUGACUAGAUCAUGACUAGACAACACAAAUUUCCUGUGUGUGUAUAUGUAUAAGUGUUCCGUCUGUGGGCCAGUGCAAUUUCCCAUGUGCUGCCUGGGCACUGAAAGCACAUGGUACAGUACAGAUAACAGUAAAUCAGUAGAUAAAGCUGUACAUGUAUCCUGGUUAUCCUUCCUGGUUGGAAAAUUGCACCAUUUCUUGUUUAAGGAAACACUACAUUGUCUUCAUGGGUGUCACUAUAGCUGAUAAUGUGUAUUUAUUUUUAAGUUGUAUUUUUUUUUUUGUCUUAGUGGAGAAUUUAUAAACUAUAAAAAAAGGUGGAGGGCAUUUUGCAUGACAGACAAGGAAUAUAGUUAUAUUUAUUUAAGUGUAAUUAUAAUAACACCAUGGUUCUUUGUAUAUAGGUUUGAUCACCACAGACUUGUGUAGUGACUAAUGAUCUCGCCUUCAAAAUGAGUAACACUGGAUUUUGGUAACUAAAAAUGCACAAGAUUUUAUUAGUAUUAUAAAGAUUAGAAUGAUGUUGUGUUGUUUGAAUGUUCUUUUUGUUUUUAAAUAUAUUGACCUAAUGGAAAUAAAAGAGCAUUGCUGCUUA